ACCAUAACAACACAAAUUGCCGCGAAAACUUCUGGAUAGCGCUGGAAAAUUCCUAGCAAUACUUUUUCUUAAAGAAAAAGCUUCUAAACAAAUUUAUAAUGUUCUGCGAAAAGUCAGUGGAGCUCAUUAGAGAGCUUCAUCGGAUGGGCGACGGCCAGCUGCCUGCUUUUAAUGAAGACGGUAUUCGGCAGGUUCUGGAGGAAAUGAAGGCUCUGUACGAGCAGAAUCAGACUGAUGUGAACGAGGCAAAGACAGAGGGCAAGAGUGAACUGAUUCCAUCCAUCAAGUUUCGCCACAGCUGCCUGUUGAGGAACCAGCGCUGUAUCGCCGCAUAUCUAUACGAUCGCCUCUUGCGAAUCCGUGCCCUCAGAUGGGAAUAUGGCAGUGUGUUGCCCACCAACAUUAGAUUUCAUAUGUGUGCUGAAGAGAUGGAGUGGUUCAAUCAGUACAAAAAGUCCUUGGCAACUUAUAUGAGGUCAAUCGGUGGAGAAGAAGGCUUAGACAUCACACAGGAUAUGAAGCCCCCGAAGAGUUUAUACAUUGAGGUGCGCUGUCUUAAAGACCAUGGGGAAUUUGAAAUAGACGAUGGCACUGUGAUUCUGUUGAAGAAAAACAGCCAGCACUUCUUACCCAGAUGGAAAUGUGAGCAGCUGAUUCGACAGGGUGUAUUAGAGCAUGUCAUCUCCUAACUAUGAGCAGCUGUACUGUGGAUACUUUAACUUAAAUUGAGUCAACAUUUCGUUGAUCUGGUUGUCCAAUCAGAAAGCAGCAUGUGUUCACAGGUAAAACUUUACUUGGUCACAUUCUUUACAAUGGAAAAAACAAAUACAUGAUGCAUUUACAACA
Messenger RNA from Danio aesculapii, 846 nucleotides. It is a transcript of the gene gins1, whose product is annotated as GINS complex subunit 1 (Psf1 homolog). Gene Ontology annotation, biological process: DNA strand elongation involved in mitotic DNA replication; DNA replication. Gene Ontology annotation, cellular component: GINS complex. The transcript has 7 exons. Bases 99 to 689 code for a protein of 196 amino acids. NCBI's taxonomy places the organism in Eukaryota, Metazoa, Chordata, Actinopteri, Cypriniformes, Danionidae. The record is from RefSeq and is a predicted model, not a curated record.